AUGGAUAAACCCAAAAAUCUAGAACUACUGGGUCGAAAAUGUGCUUUGGGAGGGACUGUUUCUGAUCUUACCCAACAUCUACAUGUCUGUAAUUGGAUCCUUCAGCCACUCUCUGCAAAACUAAGACUAACCCAAAAGAUGCAAGGCAGCAUUUUUCUUGUGAUCAGCUUGGUGGUUUCAUCCACCUUAUCAAUGAGCACACAAGACCAAAAUAUAGUUGAAAUUGAUGGCAAGAACAUGACCGAUGAUUCGUUAAAUGAUGAUGUUCGUAAGCCACCAAACACUGCAAGAAGUGGUACUUUGGGAAAAGACUACCGGUGGAUAUCUCCAGUUCCCUACGUGUUGGACGAAAGCCUUGACCUGAACAGUAAAGGAGUCAUCAUGAGAGCUUUGGACCAGUUCAGGCUGAAGUCAUGCAUUGACUUCAAACCCAGAGAUUCUGAAGAGUAUUACAUUAAAUUCCUAGAUUAUUAUGGGUGCUGGUCAUAUGUUGGUCGAUUAGUCGCCAAUGGACAGGACAUCUCCAUCAGUCCAUACUGUGAUAGCAUUGGCUCUGUUGAACACCUAAUUCUUCACACCCUUGGCUUCUACCAUGAAGAGCUCAGACAUGACAGGGAUGACUAUGUUCGGAUUGAUUUUGACAAAGUCAUAAAAGGUUUGGAACUUGGUUUCACAAAGAUCAGCAGUGAUCUGAGCACCACCCACGAUGUACCAUAUGAUUACCUGUCAGUGAUGCACUCGGACAAAAAUUACUUAAGCAAUGGCAAUGGCUCUACAAUUAUUACCAAAGACCCCAAAUUCCAAGAUAUGAUUGGUCAAAGAAUGGCAAUGAGUCCUAGUGAUGCUCAAGAGUUGAACCUUCUCUACAAAUGCAAUUCCACAGUUGCCUUUUUGUUCUACUGUGACUUUUCGGAUGGUAACAUGUGCCAAAUGAGCCAAAUAAGCAAGUGUGCACAAUAUGGCAAUGGCUGGGAAGUGGUUACACAGGCUAUUAGGGGCCCAGGGUCUGACCACACCACUCUGCCUGGCGGAAAUGGAGAUUAUGGUCAAGAAACGGGAUACUUUCUCCAUGCCAGCUUAGCAUCAGGUCAAGUGGGAGAUUCAGCUUGGCUGGAGACUCAAAUCAUGAGUACUAAAAGAAAAUGUAAAGUCCAGUGUCUGCAGUUCUACUAUUUCCAUAGUGGAAAUGAGUUAGAUGAACUGAACAUCUGGAUCAGAGAGUUUCAAGAUGAGCAGGACACCACAGGAACUCUCCGUCUCAUGGGACAGAUCACUGGUCCACCAACAUAUCAUUGGCAGCUCCACCAUGUUUCUCUGAACGCCACCAAAAACUUCCAGGUGGUGUUUCAGGCUUGGAAAGGAUAUAGGAACUCUACAGGCAGCUUCUCAAUUGAUGACAUAAAUCUCUCUGAGACUGAAUGUCCACAUGUAACACUGCAGAUUAAUGACUUUGAGGAACUUUUAAGCACCAGUGAGUUUGGAACCACAAUAUACAGUCCACGGCAAUACUCCAAGGAGGGCUACUCUUACCGUAUAGGUACCAUACUCUACAAGGAAUCUGUUGGAAUGUUUGUGCAGCUCUUGUCUGGUGAAAAUUAUGACCAGCUGGAAUGGCCUAGCCUGCAAAAGCAAAUGACUUUCCAAGUGCUGGAUCAAAACCCUAGCAUGCAAAAGCAAAUGUCAAAGCAAAGAAAUUUUGUUUCUCACCAAAGGCACAUGACCGGAGGCCUCAAUUGGUGGGACAACCCCUUUAAGAAUGGAAGCGUAGUUCUUUCUGAGAAUGGUGAAUCACUCUAUGGUCAUUUUCGGGUUGGGUACUAUCCUUUUGUCACACUGGAAGAACUGGAAACCAGAGAGUUCCUCAAGGGAGGGAGUGUCAUUUUCACAUUUAGCUUUGAAGAUCUCACUCCUCUGGUCAAUGGAAGCUCCCUGCCGUGUUCUCAAGUGAGACCUCUGAAUAUUACACAUGGUUCUACAAAUUCGGAUGAAGUCCCAUGCGUGAUGGGUGAUGGAGGUUUUUUUGGGUUCUCUCCUGGUUUGGUUGCCUCUCCCAUCCUCAUCCUCCUGCUGGCAGUGAUCGCUAUGCUUCCUUGAUGAACCAUAAACCUUCAUUUCAAGUAUUUUGCCUUUGCAAAAUAUUAAAAGUAAUGCUUUCUAUGGAUCAUUUCUCUAUAUAUAUAUAAAAAAAGAUUACAAGGAAACGCUACAUUAUGCACAAAUGUGAUUAAGUGAAAGUGUAUACUAUACCCUUUUAUACAAUGUAAAUGUUUGGGUGUGGGAUUACAAGUUUAUUUCAUAUAUUCAUUGAUCAUGUUAGAAUGCUAGUAAAUAAAUGCUUAUGAUUAACUUUCCUCUUCUAAAUUAUAAGGGUUAAAGCAGUUUGAAGUUUAUUUUAGCUUUUAAUUUUCCAAUGUUUUUUAUCUAUGCAAUAUCAUGCUUUUCUAUGGGUCUCUGGA
Fundulus heteroclitus (mummichog) is the source of this 2456-nucleotide messenger RNA. RefSeq names its product meprin A subunit beta. The transcript has 15 exons. Gene Ontology annotation, cellular component: membrane. The record is from RefSeq and is a predicted model, not a curated record. Gene Ontology annotation, molecular function: metalloendopeptidase activity; protein binding; zinc ion binding. Gene Ontology annotation, biological process: proteolysis. Lineage: Eukaryota; Metazoa; Chordata; Actinopteri; Cyprinodontiformes; Fundulidae. Bases 1 to 2094 code for a protein of 697 amino acids.